AUGGAAGUUUCAAUGACCUCGGUUGGCUUCACCGCACUGAAGCUGUACGGUUCGGUUUGGCAGUUCCAGCCAGCCAGGCUGGAUGCUCAGAGAAGCAUCCAGUUUUACGAGCCCCAUCCACGGAUCAAACUGCCUUACAGAGUUGCCCUCCACUACACAAGCUCGUUCCAGCCAAUCGAAAUUGGGAGCUCCGACGACUUUGAAAGCGCAAAAGAGAGAGCAGCCGAGAUAACCGCGGCUGACGACAAAGCUGCCUUUGGGGAUACCCAUUAA
Messenger RNA from Penicillium samsonianum, 273 nucleotides. RefSeq lists its product as uncharacterized. The record is from RefSeq and is a predicted model, not a curated record. NCBI's taxonomy places the organism in Eukaryota, Fungi, Ascomycota, Eurotiomycetes, Eurotiales, Aspergillaceae. Bases 1 to 273 code for a protein of 90 amino acids. The transcript has a single exon.